AUGAUACCAUCAGUUUGUGAACACCAAAGUCCAUCUGAAACACCUACAAAAUCAUCAAAUGAUCCAGAUCACGAAUUAUUACCAUCCCGUACACGGUUAUCAUUAUCAAAUAGCUUAUGUAUACAGCCGAAUGAUCAUUCCUAUUCCAAUAAAGACCAACCAAUUUACACAACUAUCAAUACAUCAACAAUACCAUUAACGUCAGAAAAUGAUGUGGAUAUAUAG
Messenger RNA from Didymodactylos carnosus, 225 nucleotides. Lineage: Eukaryota; Metazoa; Rotifera; Eurotatoria; Philodinida; Philodinidae. The record is from the annotation of a GenBank genome assembly.